Coregonus sp. 'balchen' is the source of this 8964-nucleotide messenger RNA. Lineage: Eukaryota; Metazoa; Chordata; Actinopteri; Salmoniformes; Salmonidae. The record is from the annotation of a GenBank genome assembly.
AUGGCCGACAGACAGACAGACCGGAUAGCAGAGGUAAUUAUUGGUGGAAAACAAGCUUUGCUGGCUAAAUGUCUUUGGUUGUCCGAGCUUUGGAAGUGUGUGAGUAAAGUUUGGUGGUUGUUAAGCAGAUGGAAAUCCUUGACUUGGAGACUGACCAGUUCCAAUGUAAGACAAUGGUAAUUACAUAAAGACCACCUUCUCAGUGUUGGGACAACACCAGCCUGAAGGGAAUCAAUGGGAAAUGGCCAAGUAGCGUAGUUUACUGCUACUCUGCUACUGCGUGUAGCCUUUUGCCACCAUUUACUGUUCCCCCUCGCAACAACCUAUAGACUACAGGUUCCUCCCCAGCCAAGCCUCCUAAGCCUGUCUCUGUGCGGUGCUGGCUGUUCAGGGCUGUCUCGCCAGGCCAGGGCCAGUCUAGGAUUGGCCCAUGUUGACUUGGACGAGUAAUCUGUGCGAGAUCAGCAAAACGUAAUCGCCUUUAGCUCAGGCCUUCCCGGGGUAUUACUAGUCACCAGUAGUCACUGUGUGUGUGUGUGUGUGUGUGUGUGUGUGUGUGUGUGCCACAGCAGGGCUAUUGUCCUGUUCAGCAAAAUGUGGUGCUGUGUGGAGUGUUGUAGUCUCCCAGCUGGUCUUCUGCUUUGUUUUAAUCACGGGGAUUUCAGAUUGAGGUUCUACAGUUGUGAUGUAUUAUUCAUGUUUAACACAUGCUGCUGCACUUUACUACACGCAGUCUUGGAGCUUAAUCCCAAAUUCAUCAGCGCUAAGCCUACUUGUCAAUUGAGUGUAUUGUGGUUUUAAAUGAUCUGUAAGGGUUUUGUAUAGGCCCAGCCCUUACAUGUGUGUGCAGAAAAUCUUUAAAACAUAAACCCAGCCAGUGCUGAAUGCUAUAUCCUUGUGUUUUGCUGGUUCAUACUGUUUUUUAGUAUCCUUGUAUUGACACUGGGUUUAUGAGAUGGGAUAUUCUAGGCAGAGCUGUUCCAGUUCCCUAGGGUAUACUAGGCUAAACAAUGUCUACCAGGCUAUAAUACUCAGACUAUUAUGGUUACAGACAGUACACACACACACACACAUGUAGUUACUCCUUGGACAAAUAAUGUAAAGAUUUAAGAACAGGUCUGGUAAAUACUGCAGGGUGCAUGUCUCUGUUGCUACAGUGACAACCUGCUCAGUGCCACACUUCCCGUGUGUGUGUCAGUGUGACUUAGUGCUAACCUCCUGUGUGACUGUGUGUAUCUUGGCAGACUUCAGCCAUGGCCACGACAGGCACAGGCGCAGCUGAGCCAAACCGGCCAGGCCCCCAGAGGAAGAUGUCCACAACAGGGGAGAGCUUGUACAAGGUGCUAGGCCUGGAGAAAGGAGCUUCCGCUGAGGACGUCAAGAGAGCCUACAGGUAACACUCAGCCUGUCUCUGGUCGUUAUAGCCACAUAACCUGUAAGCCUGUUUCGCCACCUGUAAGCCUGUUUCUCCAUUUCCCGGAGCAAGUUAAUGAUCAGCUUUAUUCAGGAGUUGGUCCAUCAGACACAGAACAAUUACUUUUAAUGAGGUAUAAGCUCUUCAUAGGAUUUAGAGUUUCGUCUAAUUUGUAUGUGGUGGUGUGGACUGAGAUUCAUUAAUUCAUCCAUGCAUUUCUUAAUUCAUCCAUCUAUUUACAGGAAACUAGCGUUAAAGUACCACCCAGACAAGAACCCAGACAACCCGGAGGCUGCAGAUAAGUUUAAAGAGAUCAACAACGCCAACUCCAUCCUGAAUGAUGACGGCAAGAGGAGGAUCUACGACGAGUACGGCUCCAUGGGCCUCUACGUGUCCGAUCAGUUUGGAGAGGAGAGCGUCAAAUACUACUUCCUCAUGUCCAAGUGGUGGUUUAAGGUGAGAGAGAGAGAGUACCUCGUAACCCCCCAAAACCACCUUUAGUCUAACAGGGUAAUACAUUAGGUUAUCCUUGUUAUCCUGGGUGUACAGCCACAUCACUCACACAAUCAUCACACUAAGACCUGCUGGGAUUUUAUUAGACAUGGUUAUAACUAGAAUUCACUGUCUAGUACUCGGUCUUCUCCAUGCAUUAGACACCCUACUAUAAUCCCUGUUGGGAGUACAUUGACAGUCUAUAAGUAUCUGUGUAUAAUUGCUUUGACAAGUGUCAUAGUUACCUCCCUCUGAACCUGUCAGUGUACUGUGUUUUUCUGUUUCAGUCAGUCAGACAGAUGGCUCCAGGUGCAAAGCAGUCUUUAUUUAGAACUGUGUUCUGUGUAGUUGUGCUCAGUCAUUCUGAGAUGUGUGGCCUUUGAUGCUGAGUAGAGUAAGUAGAGUGGUCCAGAUGCAGAGAGGAAGAGCCACUGACUGUCUCACAAACCUCUCUGCUUUCAUCUACAAAGAAAACUAAAAAGCAAAGGAACAUUUCAGGGAUAAACAAAACCGCUCCACUUAUUUAUACCCUAGAAAUGCUCGGUACAAUAGGAUUAUUGAGAGCAUCCACACGUAUUACACUGUCUCUGCUGUUAAUAUCCCCUAGCUUCUCUCACUGGGUUACCCUGUAGAUCUGAGGCCAGACAUGUUUAAGUUCUCAUGCGAGCAGGAAGAAAGCGGGUGACUGUCCCGGCUGGGUAUGUGUGAUGGGGAAAUGCUCCAUACUGAUAAUGCUGUGUGUUUGUGUUAUGCACUGGUGCUGCAGACCAUGGCCGUGUGCUGUACCGUCUUCUCCUGCUGCUGUUGCUGCUGCUGCUGCUGUUUCUGCUGCGGGAAGUGCAAACCGCCGGAGGAGGAUGAUCACUACCAGUACGUGGACCCAGAGGACCUGGAGGCACAGAUCAAAGCUGAGACGGACGGAGGUGAGACCACGCUGGGAGGGGACGGGGGAGUUUUUAAAUGGGAGGGGGGACAUUAUGGGGAGGGGGUAUUUUGGUUUGGUGGCAGGUAGUCUGUGGGAGGAUGUUUGUGGCACUUGUAAGUAGGCUGGGGACUGUUUGGCAUUGGGUAGAAAACUGAGUGUGCUAUGCAGAUAGGCAUUUUUCUAUUGUAUAGACUACAAUAGGUGGGCUAGAGCUCAUGAGGAGUGUAACAGGAUAAAUACAGUAUGCCUCCCCAGUCCCUGUCCUUCUGUGUUGGCCCUUCUCCUGUGUCCUGGCGCCCCUCCACGCUACCUCAGCAACAGGCCGCCUCGCAGAUGUCGGUUUUUCAGCCUGACUUAACGCUGUCACUUCCUUUCAGAGCAAAAGAGCAGGAGAGGAGGACAGAAGAGGGAGGAGAGGCAGGGAAACAGAUGGGGCCAGAGCAGCCAAACAGGGAUGGGGAGGAAGGGAUGAGGGAAUGGAGGAGGGGAGGGGACAAGCACCAGUGUCUAGUCCAGCUAGGCAGGACUCUGGGUCUCCAGCACCUGGUCCUGCUCAGGAGGUAGAGGCUACAUGCUAGACCAUAGAUUACCUUCAUGAAGCAGAAGAGCUAAAAGUGCAGGUAUUUAUAGCUUACUCAUACUCUGAAUGAGAGACUGCUGGUUCGUAUCAUAGAGGAGGAUACUAUCCGAGUUAUAGCCCUAGCUCUGACAUGUAUUUAAAUAUUUUUGAAAUUAUAAUCAUUACUCUCCUCAGUAAAUUAGAUGAUAAUGUUUUAUCAGCUAGUGCAGAAAUGUGCUUUGUAUCACAAUGCUCCUUUACCACAAGGAUACAAAACAGGUAAUAUAAUGUUGUUGUUUGGUGUUUCUGCAUGUGUCAGAACAGUGUGCAAUAACAUGUCAACAUUAACAGUUAGAAAUGUCAACAGUGUUUCUUUUGUUCCAACAUUUCAAACCCAACAAGAAGCUCUUUGUUUUACCCUCUCCCAUCAGUGGUCCCCAGUGCAGGUCAGAACAGGCCAGGACAGGGGCUGAGACAGAGGCGAGAUGAGGAAGUUAAAUGCAAUCCUGUCAGAUUUCAGAGGAUGCUCUCUGCCUCAGCCUUCUGUGACGUGCCCUUAACUGGUUGGUCUGAGGACAUGACUCACAGCUCCUUGACUCAUGUUGCCUCUCUACACAGCAGAUCACUCAAUAGCAAACAGUCCCAAGGACUAGACUCCUAAUUGCCUUGUUUUUUGUUCUGAGGAUUGACCAUGGUGACCCCGUAGUCACGACCCUUAGCCCAAAUUACUUUCACACCAUUUGGACUUACAGUAUAAGGCAUUAUAAGCAAAAUGAUGAUGCAAUUUGUUUUGCUAUUGGUUUCAGAGAUAUUCACAUGUUCAGGCGAAUACCUAGAUUAUAUGAAUAAUCUCGUCACUGUAUCGCACAAAAACAGGAACUGCGCUUCAUUUACAGUAACUGAAAACGAAACCAAACAUGACAAGCUAACGGCCCCAAGGCGGUAUGGGUAUGGGGAUAACAUAUCAGUAUAUUCUGGCCCAAUGAGCAAGCCUGGUUUUUCUCAUUCUGACAGAGGUGUUUCUGUAUGUUUGUGUGUUUUGAUCCAUCAGGUGACACUGUAAUCAUUGUGCAGCCCAUACCUGUAGCCGUACCUAUAGCUGUAUCGAGUCCUGUGGCUGAGAGCAUCAGCCUAGGCCCUGCCAUCAGCCUAGGCCCUGCCAUCAGCCUAGGCCCUGCCAUCAGCCUAGGCCCUGCCAACAGCCUAGGCCCUGCCAACAGCCGAGGCCCUUCCAAUCCAGUGGUUGACAACCAGACCAGUCCAGUGGCUGCUGAGAACCCAGGCGAAACGUUGCCGGAGUCUAAAUGACUCGUAAGCCCCCGUCUCCCUGAUGUACUUGCUGUACUCAACCCAGCUGCAUCGUGUCCAUCUGUCACGCUUCCUGUGCACGUUGCCACGCCCCAGACCAACCCGUUUCACCAGACUGUAUUUGCUCAUAGUGACACAUGGUGCCUUUUGUACUAUGUUCAGCUGUUUGUUUGUUUGACUGGCUCACUAACCAUCCAUUCUGUUUGCCUGUCAGUGUUGUGUUGCAAGAUGUCAUGGCUGUUGCUUCAAAAUGUUUUGAGCAUGGCUGCAUGUAUGAGCUUGCCUUGUAUAUAAUGUAGUGGACCUAAUUUUGCCAUGGAUAGAGCUACUCAAUAACAAUAAUUUAAGUUAAUUGAUUGCUAAGUAUUUUGGCAGUGUUUGGUCCAUCGUGAAUAUAUCUGUAGUAACUAUUUGCUGCCUUGUUGAUAAAGUGGAUGUAAUCUCUUUGUUAAUUAGGCAUGGUUUAUGGUCAUUAAGCUAUAGCCUAAUCAAUGCCAAGUAUCCCAUGACCUUACCAACAAGACCACAGAGACGCUUAUGCCGGGUGUACACUACACUACUUUCGAAAUGUUAACAUCGCUGAGCCUCUCACUUUAAACGAUCGUCUUUCCUGUAGUUUCUCGUCUUGCCAACGGGGUGUUGCGCACACUAAACGAUCUGGCACAGACGGGGGUCACACACUACAAGAGUCUUCACUUGGUCGUGAGGAUUGUCGAUACCAUAACGCUGUCUCGCGAAAACAAUGAUGUGAUUCGAUUGUUAACGUAGCUAGAAUGAGCUGUGGCUCAAAGCAGCCCCAUAAACGUUUUCAGUCAGACAUUGACACAUGACAUACAGAGUUGAAAUUUCUAUUGCUUGUGAACUUCAGAGCUGUAACGAGUUGACGUUUGGUUUAAGUAAAUGUAUGUAAAUGUUUAAGGCUCCUGCUCGAAAGAGUCUACACAUGGGUGAUGCGAAACAACGUCAUCUCACUGUCUUCUUUGGCGAGCGCUCAUCGGCUAUUGCUGAUCACCGUUCUCAAAACUUGUCGUUGCACAUUUCACACUACAAAAGCAUUGCAGAUUUUGUGCCAAUAAAAUCAAACCUGUUUGAAAAUAUCGGGAUGUCUGGGGCUGCUCAAAGACGGAAUCGGUAGCCCUCAGAUUGCGUCUCCUGCUCACAUUAAAUGAGCGUCGGUGACGGCCGCGUGCCCUGAGUAGGCAACAACAUGGGGAUUUUGUCUCCGAUCUCAAAAACUGGGACAGCUAAAUCGGCGCCAAAAUUGUGUUGUGUACUCCUGGCUUUAGGCAUUUUAACUGGAUGUAACAAGUGAGCUUCACAAGACAAAACAGGGCCCCACAGCAGCCAAGUACUCACUCAACCCACAAGACAUUAGCUGCCUUCAAUAAACAGUAGCCGUCUAUUUAGAUUAAAAACAUCAAUACAAUGUCAGGCUGGUUAGUUGAAAACCUAGCCUGUGGGUAUGUUGAGGACAGAGAGCAAUGUGCUAAAAGCACAGUCCCUGUUUGUCAUAAGCUAACACAACCCUUUGAUCCCCCUGGGGCCUUACGAAGAGGUACAGUGCCUUUAGAAAGUGUUUAUACCCCUUUACAUUUACAUUUACGUCAUUUAGCAGAUGCUCUUAUCCAGAGCGACUUACAAAUUGGCCUUUCCCACAUUUCCUUCUGUUACAGCCUGAAUUAAAAAUGGAUUAAUUUGAGAUUUUGUCACGGAUCUAGACACAAUACCCAAUAAUGUCUGGAAUUUAGGUUUUAGAUUUUUUAAAACAAAUUAAUAAAAACUGAAAAACUGAAAUGUCUUGAGUCAAUAAAUAUUCAACCCCUUUGUUAUGGCAAGCCUAAAUAAGUACAGGAGUAAAGAUGUGCUUAACAAGUCACAUAAUAAGUUGCAUGGACUCACUCUGUGUGCAAUAAUAGUGGUUAACAUGAUUGAUUUAUGACUACCCCAUCUCUGUACAACACACAUACAAUUAUCUGUAAGGUCCCACAGUAAAUUUCAAGCACAGAUUCAACCACAAAGAUCAGGGAGGUUUUCCAAUGCCUCGCAAAGAAGGGCACCCACCUAUUGGUAGAUGGGUGAAAAUAAAUUUAAAAAGCAGACACUGAAUAUCCCUUUGAGCAUGGUGAAGUUAUCAAUUACGCUUUGGAUGGUGUAUCAAUACACCCAGUCACUACAAAGAAACAGGCAUAUUUCCUAACUCGGUUGCCAGAGAGGAAGGAAACUGCUCAGGGAUUUCACCAUGAGGCCAAUGGUGAUUUUAAAAUAGUUUGAGUUUAAUGGCCGUGAUAGGAGAACUGAGGAUGGAUCAACAACGUUGUAGUUACUCAACAAUACAAACCUGACAGAGUGAAAGGAAUGAAGCCUGUAAAGAAUAAAAAAUAUUCAAAAACUUGCAUCCUGUUUGCAAGAAGCUUUAGAAACUUUGAGUAAGAGUGUUUUCCAUGAAAGACAGAGCAUCAUAGUCAGAUCCUAGAUAGUCUGCAAUAUACUAAUUCUCGAAUAUUCCAUGAUACCCACAGGAUAUUAGGAUGUCUUUUGAAAGUUUGUUUCUGGGGACUUGUUCUAAUAUCACGUGGCAGUGGUAGGGACAGGUGUGUGUGUGUCGUGCAGUGGGAGACCAAUACCCCUAAGAUGGGCCACCGCUGUCCUGUCACAUCCAGCCAUAUGUGUUUGUCAUCUCACCUCACACCUACUUCCUCUGCACCAUCCUCUCUCUGUUGGUGGUCUGUUUGUUCAACACAAUGAUUGCUCUUGACAUGUCAGUCUAUGAUUCUCUAUUUAGCAUUACCAAAGUGAUAGCUUGAAGCUUCAAGAGACUAUAUAAUGAUGUUGGGAUAGUACUAUAUUAUUACUAUCAUUUCAUUAUAUUGUAAUCUGAUAUAGUAGGGGUAGUAGCCUAACUCUAAUAGUAGAAGUGCUUUCUAAGCAGUGCUCUGUGCUCUCCCUCUAUGCUGCGUAUGGAUGAUGUCCUCUAUAAGGAAAGUGACAGUGUGGAUGAGCAUCGCCAGGGGAGGGCAGGUAGGUUCAUGGUACACACUUGGUCAUGUUCAGUAGGGCAUACCAUAGCAAAACGUUUUGCGACAGAAAACAAAAAUCUGUGUCCUUACUGGACACGCUCAGGUAGCACGUCCUUGUUUCAAAACGUUUUCCACCUACUGAACAUGACUUUCGUGGAGCUUUCAACACAGGACAGGUUACACCUGAGAACAGUUAAACAAGGGCCCAACUUUAGGUCAUGCCUCUUACUAAUAAUACAUUCCCUUGUGAAUUGCUUCUAGUUGAGACAACAGGCUUUUACUUGCUGGAUUUUUUUGGUGAAGUUUUUAUUUAAAAUGUUCACUAGCCUAAUACAUGACAAAAUAAGUGAAAAGGCCACUUCUUUUUUGAUAACAGGAUUUAUUGCAGCAAAGCUAGAUGAGAGUUGGAAGCUUCCUGUCAACAGGGUUUACAGAGCUGUUGUGUAGACUGUCAUGCUUCCAGCUAGUAAAUACCCUGUGUGUACCUGGUAGCCAGACUUUGCCCUUGUAGCCUCAGCCUGAGAGGAAGUUUUACUGUAGUCACAUACCUUUGGCUUGUACUGUGUGCAUGAACCUCAACCUGGACAGAUGUUCCUAUUUGGUUGUUUCCCUUUGUCUUCCUCAUUGACAUCAGGUCAUCAUUAGCCUAUAUCUACAGAACCCUGAUAUGUUAUUUGAUGUUUACAAAGUCAUUGCCAAUGACGUAUGAUAUGCAUUGUGAUCAUUGUUACCUGUCUGUACAUGCCUGUUAGUUCUUCAUUUGACUUCAGAAUUUGACCUUUUAGUAUCAUACAAACCAUAGAGAAUGCAGAAGCUACAUUAUUUCAUAGAGCAUAUAGCCUAUAUGUAGGCUAGUCCUUUACCUACUCAGCAUGGAGUGGGACACAUAGCUAACAUAUUCACUGUCCUUUUCUCUAUUGAGGGUUAAUAUUUUCCCCAGUGAGUCUGACCAAGUUCAAUGUUUUCCUGCAGGUCCACGUGCCCCUAUCGUGAUCCAGCCACAUUCCAUCGCCAUCGAGGUUCCAGAGACCUCCCAGCCUGCAGCCAGCCAGCCCACCUCCAAGCCCCAGCAGUGACCCUUCCCUCUCAGUCCUAUCUACCCGCUGGAGCCCUCCUCUAUGGCGGGCACGGCCAGGCCCCUGAAGUCCCCACACUGGAGCCCCCAGCAGCCAGCCAGGCCAGACGUCACCAGUGCCAGUCAACCAGCCAGCCAGUCAACCCCCCAUACUGUGGUACAGGUCUAACUUAA